GAACUGAAACCGCGAGCCUCCGUCUCGUUCCCGGCGGGCUCAAAUCGAUUCGUCGGCGUCGCCUCCUCCGCGGCGCCUCCUCGGCUCGCCGCAUACCCGCUCCCGGGCCCCAACCGACUCCUUCAUACCAAGCAAACCCUAGCCCGCGGCCACCUCCGGCGUCCGCCUCCAUGGACCGGGAAGACGCGGAGGAGGGCUCGGCCCCGAAGCGACACAAACGUAGCCACCAUCGCCACCCGGGGGACGCCGCGGGGGCGGAGGGGCGUGUCGGCGCGGCAUCGCUGGCUCCGGGGGAGGCGGGUGAAGGCGCGAUCGCGCUGGACGAGGGCGCCGCCGCCGCGGACGCGGGGAGGGCACUCACACCUGCUCCGGUCUGUUCCGAUCCGCCCCCGUGCUCUCUGUUACCGUUGGGUAAUGCGUAUAGGAACCUGAUGUUAAUUCUGAUGCAAACUUUGCGAGAUCUCCACAAUCAGAAAGAGUUAAGGAAGAAAAUCACAAGGAUGCUGAUUUGAAUGAUCCGAAAUCAAGUGUUACUAAUGUCAGGGAGGAUACUGAAGAGAAUUUUGAACAAAUGGUAUCAAAGCUAGGAGGGACUGCUCCUGAAAAACACAAGGCUGAAGCAAGAAAGGGGGCAGAUGUUACUCUGAAGAAAUACAGCGAGAUACAGUUGCAGAAGCAACAACUAGAAAUUGUUUGCUGCAGUAAUAAUGAAGAAGGUUCUGUGAUCGGGCACACAUCUCAAAGGAACAAACAUCAGACGGUAGACUGCCGGGGUGGGAUAUCUGGUAAUCAGAAAAUGAUGGGUGUUUCGGGUCAUGGAGAGGGCAUUCCCAUGAGUGAAAGAUCAGAGGAUAUAUUUGCCAAUGAUAUUUUUGGAGAAUCACCUGUUGGAGCCCAAGAACUGGGCACGAAACGUGGCUUCCUCAUCAAGGAAAAUGCUCAUCGUGACAAUUGGGACGGUCCAGGAGGAUAUUAUUCUUACCGCUGUGGAGAGCUUCUACAUGGACGUUAUGAAAUCAUGGCAGGCCAUGGGAUGGGAGUCUUCUCUAAUGUUGUCCGGGCAAAGGAUCUUAAAGCUGGGAAAGGUGAUUCUAAUGAAGUAGCUAUCAAAAUUUUAAGGAACAUUCCUGUGAUAUACAAGGCUGGUAAGCAAGAAAUUUCUAUAUUGGAAAAGCUGGCUAGUGCUGAUCCUAAAGACAGACGACAUUGUGUGAGGUUUAUUUCUAGUUUCAUGUAUCGAAAUCAUCUGUGUUUGAUCUUUGAAUCUCUUCACAUGAACCUUCGUGAGCUUCUAAAGAAAUUUGGUUCUGAUGUGGGGCUUAAGUUGACUGCUGUAAGGACAUACUCGAAGCAGCUUUUCAUCGCGUUGAAGCAUCUUAAGAGCUGCAAUGUUCUUCACUGUGAUAUCAAACCGGAUAAUGUGCUGGUAAAUGAGGCUAAAACUAAGCUGAAGCUGUGUGAUUUUGGUAGUGCUAUGUCUGCUGGAAUGAAUGAGAUCACGCCUUAUCUUGUGAGCCGCUUCUACCGUGCACCUGAGAUUAUUCUUGGGUUGCCCUACGGUCAUCCAUUGGAUAUGUGGUCAGUUGGCUGUUCCUUAUUUGAACUUUACAGUGGAAAAGUCUUGUUUCCUGGUAAAACGAAUAAUGACAUGCUUCGGCUUCACAUGGAAUCGAAGGGUGCACUUCCGAAGAAGAUGCUUCGCCAGGGAACCUUUGCAACGGAACACUUUGAGCAGGAUUUUAACUACUUCAAUGAGAAGGAUCCGGUGACGAAAAUGACUGUGAAGAAACAUCCCGUUAUGAACAUCAAACGACAGGAUCUUAGUUCAUUUGUUUCAAGCUUCCCUGGCGAGGACCCAAAAAUGCUAUCCAACUUUAAUGAUCUCCUGAAAAGAAUAUUAGUGCUAGAUCCAGAAAAGAGGUUAAAGGUGGAACAGGCACUCAGCCAUCCAUUUGUAUCUGGCGUGUGAAAUUCAGUACAACUUAGAAACUGAAAUUUUGGGUUGAACUCGUUUAGACUCGUUUACAUUUCUAUCCUUUUCCUGUGCCUCUGGAGCUUUAAUACCAUGAUAGCUGUUUGAGACAUGGAACGGAUGACCAGCUUAGAUACUGUAACACGCGAGCUUGGAUAGAUUUAUAAUAUAUCGUAAGACCGCUUGCUUGAAC
Molecule: messenger RNA, 2165 nt
Organism: Panicum virgatum (switchgrass)
Lineage: Eukaryota; Viridiplantae; Streptophyta; Magnoliopsida; Poales; Poaceae
Product: serine/threonine-protein kinase PRP4 homolog
Exons: 13
Coding region: 572-1969 (465 amino acids)
Biological process (GO): mRNA cis splicing, via spliceosome; peptidyl-threonine phosphorylation; peptidyl-serine phosphorylation
Molecular function (GO): ATP binding; protein serine/threonine kinase activity
Source: RefSeq, a predicted model, not a curated record